Molecule: messenger RNA, 1273 nt
Organism: Phaedon cochleariae (mustard beetle)
Lineage: Eukaryota; Metazoa; Arthropoda; Insecta; Coleoptera; Chrysomelidae
Source: the annotation of a GenBank genome assembly
AUUCCAUUUUUCCUUCAAUGAGAAAAGUUCCCCGAAGAGGUGGACGUCCUAGUUUUUCUUUAUCUGUGUACAAUAUUUCCCAAAAAGAGGCUAGUGCAGUGCUUUAAUAGUGCAAUAAAGACACAUUUAGGAAAUUAAACAUUCUAUUUAAAUCACAAUGAAUCCAGAAUAUGAUUAUUUAUUCAAAUUACUGCUCAUUGGAGACUCUGGUGUAGGAAAAUCUUGUUUACUUUUACGAUUUGCGGACGAUACAUAUACUGAAAGUUAUAUCAGUACCAUUGGAGUUGAUUUUAAAAUCAGGACUAUUGAUUUAGAUGGGAAAACAAUCAAAUUGCAGAUUUGGGAUACUGCAGGCCAAGAAAGGUUCAGAACCAUAACGUCAAGUUACUACAGAGGAGCGCAUGGUAUCAUCGUAGUCUACGAUUGCACUGACCAAGACUCAUUCAACAAUGUUAAACAGUGGCUCGAAGAAAUCGACCGCUAUGCAUGUGACAACGUCAACAAAUUACUUGUAGGAAACAAAAGUGAUUUAGUGACGAAGAAAGUCGUUGAUUUCACCACAGCUAAAGAAUACGCAGACCAGUUGGGCAUCCCCUUUUUGGAAACGUCCGCGAAGAACGCUACCAACGUAGAGCAGGCCUUUAUGACGAUGGCAGCGGAGAUCAAGAACCGAGUGGGCCCCCCUUCUUCGGCCGCCGAUCAGGGUAACAAGGUUAGGUUCGAUCAAAGUCGCCCGGUCGAAACUACCAAGUCGGGAUGUUGCUGAAAAUUUUAUGAAUUUCCCAAGGAUGGCGGCGAUCCUUCACAUCAUCGUUUUUGUACAGUAGCAAAUGCUACAAUGCAGUUUAUAUAAAAAUAUCCGUCUGUAUGUAUAGUUAUUUUAAAAAAAUAUUAUAUUUCCGUCUCGCAAUGUUUUAUUUGAAAUUAGUAAGGAAAUAUCAUUAUAAUUUUAAUUUCAACUAGGUGAAUUUGUAAUGAACUAUUUAUUAACAAAAAGUUCUGUAGAACCCCUAAAGCGGGGAUCACAUGUAUAGGUUAUAUUUUUCGUCCCUUGGUUUAGCUUAGUAUUACCCCAAUUCAGUUGGUCAAAACAUUUUCAAAAUAUUAAUAAUUGGAUAUUCUUUCCCACCUUGUAGUGAGUAAUGUUUCAUUGAUUCUUCAAAUCAUAAAUAUGAGAAAUAAGAACAUAUGAAUGUGAUUGUAAUUCCUGAUGCAAAGGAAUCUUGGUUAAAGGUUUUUGUAAUUUAUCAAAAAAUAUAAUAUAUUAGCCCAG